This is a messenger RNA of Lymnaea stagnalis (great pond snail), 1053 nucleotides long. NCBI's taxonomy places the organism in Eukaryota, Metazoa, Mollusca, Gastropoda, Lymnaeidae. The record is from the annotation of a GenBank genome assembly.
AAUAACGCUGUCAACAGAUCUUCACCUACCCCCAAAACAGACACUCUGAUCACAGAUUACCAGUUCGCCCUCAUCAUGGCCACUUACUCGGCGCUCGGAAUAUUCGUCUCGUCUUUUGGACUGGUCACCAACGCCAUCAACAUUAAAACUUUUAUUUCCAUGGGAGUCGAUGGCGGUCUCAACUUGUCUUUCCUUUUCCUCUCGUGUUCCGAGUUCGUUUGUUUUCUGGCCGCGCUGGGCUACGAGAUGGCCAUGGCCUUCUGGGUGACGGAGAUUGUGACUAACUACAAGAUAUGGUUUGAUAUUCACCCGUACGCAAUCAACAAUUUCUUCGGCAAUGUGAGAAACUGUCUGUUUGAGAUCCCCGUCCUGAUCACAACGUAUCUCUCCGUCGCAAAGUGCAUGUGUGUGGUGAGGCCGCUGCAUUUUAAAAAUAUGUUUUCGGUUUCAAAAACUGUUUGGGUUAUGAUCGGAAUUUCAGUGUUCGCCAUCGGAAGUGAUGUGCCGGUAUUAGCCAACAUGGGAGUGACGAGACAGUUUGACAAAAAAAUCAACAGAACCCGGCCGAUGCUGUGGCUAUCGCCACAUCGAGACAUCAUCAAAAAUAUCGUGUGGCUAACGAGAGACUCGAUCCCCGCUAUAAUCUCUCAGGCCAUCAUCAUCGUCUGUGUCGUCGUCAUGUCCACCACGCUAAGACGAUCGGCAAAAUUCAGAGAGAGCUCAACGCCGAGUCUUUCACAUCGUGGCGACCAGCAGCCUGAUUCGAAGAAAACCAGCAUAAAAUUGCUCAGUAGACGAUGCACCAAAGAUCGACAGGUCCUCAAACAGGUGGUCGUCAUAUCUAUUAUCUACAUACUCGGCAACACCCCGAAGAUUGUCGUCUUCACAGCCUUGCAGCUGGUGCCAGACUUGACCCUUGGCAGACGCUACCAGAAUGUCUACAUCGUCAUCAUGAAUGCUAGAGAACUUUCUGAAAUGAUCAUGUCGGCUGUCAACCUCCUCAUUUACUACAAGUACAACUCAAAAUUCAGACGCCAGUGUAAAUUCUGCUGA